This is a messenger RNA of Trifolium pratense (red clover), 1632 nucleotides long. Its product is annotated as (S)-8-oxocitronellyl enol synthase CYC2-like. NCBI's taxonomy places the organism in Eukaryota, Viridiplantae, Streptophyta, Magnoliopsida, Fabales, Fabaceae. The coding region runs from base 285 to 1457 and encodes 390 amino acids. The transcript is spliced from 2 exons. The record is from RefSeq and is a predicted model, not a curated record.
UAGAGAAUUUAUAUAUAUUUCUCUUUGGUAGGAGUAACAACUUUUUCUAAGUAAUUGACUGACAGUGAUAACGACGACACGACAUAAUACCAAAAAAUAUAUAAUUCAUCCUCCUUUACUGGGAUAAGAACCAAAAAAUAUAUCAAAUCUUUGAUGAUGUUAGUAUAAGAACCAAAUUAACAUAUCCUAAAAACACAAACACUACCAUUCAGAUUCACCAGCUUUUCACUACUCACCACUCACUCUUCUCUUUGUCUUUAUUUGAUCUCUCAAUCUCAACAACUAUGAGCUGGUGGUGGUCCGGAGCUAUUGGCGCUGCCAAGAAGAAAUUGGAAGAAGAUGAAGCACCUCGAACUUUCCAGAACGUAGCGUUAGUUGUAGGCGUAACCGGCAUCGUCGGAAACAGUCUCGCCGAAAUUCUACCUUUAGCCGACACACCAGGCGGUAGAUGGAAAGUCUACGGCGUCGCACGGCGGCCACGACCAGCCUGGAACGCAGAUCACCCAGUCGAAUACAUCCAGUGCGACAUCACCGAUCCAACUGACUCCGUCACCAAACUCUCCGUUCUCACCGACGUCACACACAUCUUCUACGUCUGUUGGACAAGCCGUCCAACCGAAACAGAAAACUGCCAAAUCAACGGCGCUAUGUUAAGAAACGUCCUCACCUCCGUCAUCCCAAACGCUCCCAAUCUCCGCCACGUGUCAAUUCAAACCGGCGGUAAACACUACGUCGGUCCGUUUGAAUCCUUCGGGAAAAUCAAGUACCAUGAACCACCAUACUCAGAGGAUAUGCCUCGUUUGGAUUAUCCAAAUUUCUAUUAUACUCUUGAAGAUGUUUUGUUUGAAGAAACUGGUAAAAAAGAAGGUGUGAGUUGGUCUGUUCAUAGACCACUUCUCAUCUUUGGUUUUUCACCUUACAGUAUGAUGAAUGUGAUUGGCACACUUUGCGUUUACGCUGCAAUUUGUAAACAUGAAGGCGUUCCUUUGAGAUUUCCUGGUACAAAGUUAGCUUGGGAGAAUUAUUACAUGGCUUCUGAUGCUGAUUUGAUUGCAGAGCAACAUAUUUGGGCUGCGGUGGAUCCUUAUGCGAAGAACGAAGCGUUUAAUUGUAGUAAUGGUGAUGUUUUUAGGUGGAAGCAGUUAUGGAAGGUUUUGGCGGAACAGUUUGGGAUUGAAGAGUAUGGAUUUGUUGAGGAAGGUCCUCGUUUGAAGUUAGCUGAGUUGAUGAAGGAUAAGGGUCCUGUUUGGGAUGAGAUUGUGAAGAAGAAUGAGCUUCAACCUACUAAGCUUGAAGAAGUUGCUGAAUGGUGGUUUGCUGAUCUUAGUUUGGGGGGAAGUGGGUUUACAGAUAGCAUGAACAAGUCGAAAGAGCAUGGGUUUUUAGGAUUCAGGAACACUAAGAAUUCUCUUAUAUAUUGGAUUGAUAAGACCAGAUCUUACAAAAUUGUGCCAUGAGUGUGUGAAUGUUGGAUUAGAAUGAGUAAAAUUUAAGCGAGAUAGAGUGAUUUAUUUUCUGUCCUGUGUUUUUUUUGUUGUAAUAAUUAAUGAUGCUGUGUUUGGGAGAUAAAUUUGUGUUUUAUGAAUUUUUUCGCAGCACAAUCCAGCUCCAAUGCAGUAUAAGUUCUUUCCA